ACCAUCAGGAUACAAGUAUAUACAAUUUAAUUGCAUUACCCCUUUAACAGCUAGAGAAUAUGAAGAUAUUACCAAUACAACGAAUGCGCACGGAGAAAAAAUCGAUUAGUGAAGAAGAUGACUGUGGUUUUCAACUUACACACUCAGUUGAUACUAUGGCUGUGGCAGCGAAUAGCAUUCUUAGUCUUUUCAACAUAAGGGGCAACUCAGUUUCACCAAAGGUUUUAGGGCACAAGGAAAUGAAAAGAGCAUCUACUAGAUGUCGACGUCAUGAUAAUUUAAGCAUGAAGGAUCGAUGGUAUGAGAAGAUUGGAAGAGAGGAAACUAUGGUUGUGCUUUACAAAGCCUUAUCACAAGACUACAAUGAUCGAAGCUUCAGAGAACUUAGGUUGGCCAGCGAACUUAGAAGAUAUUCUGAAAAUCAAUAUGUUCUGGAGAGUGUAGAGGUUGGGACAGAUUUUCCUGCGAUCAUAAUUAAGAACAAGAGACUAUUGAGCUCUUUCCACAGAGAAAAUGUUACCGAUUUAAUCAAAAAUGAGUUUGAAACUAACAUUUUGAAGCAAAGUUAUCUCUCUAAGAUUGAUACUGAUUCAACCAUGGUCGAGGAUGAGACAAAAAGGAAAGAUUCCACAGAAUCACCAAAAUCAGGCUACACAGCAAUGAAGAUCAACAUGGUUGAGAUCUCAGUUCUCUGCUGUUACAAACCGUUCAGGAGCCCUACUCCACCAAGGCAACAACAGAAACCUUGCUUCAUUGUAAUGGUUUUUAACAGUGUAGACUAUUUAGAAGAUAUGAAGAACAGAAAGAGCUGGAAAACUUGGUCUAACAUUGCAAAUAUUCUUGAAAAACUGAAUAAUAAUAAGAUUGAUGCACAAAAAAUACAUUUUCUUGGACAAGAACGAAUUCCUCCUAAAAAUGAAAAGUGCCAAGUGUUUGCAAGUGAAAACAAUCAAACCUAUAUCAUUAUUCUAGAUCUCAUGGUUAGACAAGAUCAAAUACUUUCAUUACUUCAUAUUGUACAGUCAAUUAAAGUAAACUGUACAGGAUACAUAUCAUUGUAUUCGGAAGUUAAGUAA
Messenger RNA from Eurytemora carolleeae, 1076 nucleotides. RefSeq lists its product as uncharacterized. NCBI's taxonomy places the organism in Eukaryota, Metazoa, Arthropoda, Copepoda, Calanoida, Temoridae. The transcript is spliced from 9 exons. The record is from RefSeq and is a predicted model, not a curated record. The coding region runs from base 60 to 1076 and encodes 338 amino acids.